Molecule: messenger RNA, 387 nt
Organism: Striga asiatica
Lineage: Eukaryota; Viridiplantae; Streptophyta; Magnoliopsida; Lamiales; Orobanchaceae
Source: the annotation of a GenBank genome assembly
AUGGGCGGUCGUUCAUCGCGAGAUGGCAGUCCGGCGGGAGAGGAAUUGUCGGCGAUGGUGGAAACAAAACCUCUGCUUUCGCAGCUUCGUUUGAGCUUCACGAUCCGCGCCUACUCCACAAACAACCGGCGGCAGUCUCCACCAACUCCACUUGCCGACGAUCUACUCCGCCAAACUCGACCAACAGGGAAAGCUUACCUAAUGUCGAUGCAAAAGUUUGUGUCGCACUCCAUAUCUGGAGAUGAAAACGAUGAGGAUUCUGGUCGGUUAUUUGAUGAGCAACUUAACACAAGUUUAGCUGAUGACUGUGAAGCCGAUAGUGAUUAUAUUCCACAGGUUGCAUUUGCAUCAAUUCCUCAUGAAAAACAGAGUUUUCAAACAUCCUGA